Molecule: messenger RNA, 887 nt
Organism: Gilbertella persicaria
Lineage: Eukaryota; Fungi; Mucoromycota; Mucoromycetes; Mucorales; Choanephoraceae
Exons: 4
Coding region: 24-785 (253 amino acids)
Biological process (GO): SCF-dependent proteasomal ubiquitin-dependent protein catabolic process
Cellular component (GO): SCF ubiquitin ligase complex
Molecular function (GO): protein binding
Source: RefSeq, a predicted model, not a curated record
UUCUUAUUGUGACGGUCGCUUGCAUGUUUUCGGUCUCAGCCAUCAUGCCUAUCUCUAUUUUUUCUUUUUCUUUUUUUUCUUGUAUGGAUACUCAAUUUGCUUAUGAAACACUUGCUCAUAUCUUUUUCUAUUUAAAACAAGACCAAAAGACGCUUUGUCAACUCAGCUUAACUUGUAACAAGUUUCGUCAAUUGAGUCUACCUCUCUUGUUUAAACAUCCUCAUUUUACCUCACUGGAUCAGCUAAGUUCAUUUGCUGGAUUUCUUACCGAGAUCAAUGGUGCAUUGGUACGGUCUAUUGAUUUACACAUGGUACCUCAUCGAUGGGAUGCUACACAACUGACGCAAAUCUUGUAUCAAAUCACACCCAAGACACCUCAUUUAGAACUACUCGAUCUUGGUUUAUGUACAUUACUAACGGACAAAGCAUUAGACCGUAUCACACGUCCUUUACAUGAACUACGCAUCUUGUCUAUAGAUCGAUGUGAAUUAAUAGGCGAUGAGUCUAUUCGUUUUAUAGUAAAUCAUUGCCCUGACCUCGAAGAGCUCCAUUUAGGAUCCACUCGGAUAACAGACAAUGGAUUGAAUGUGAUGGCUGAUGGAUUAUAUGGAUUGACUCAUUUGUAUAUGCCCUCAUGUCAACACAUCACUGAAAAAGGUCUGAAUCACAUCAUGUCAAGCUGUAAACAACUACACCAUUUAGAUAUCAAGGAUUGUUAUAAUGUAGUAGGGGAAUUUAGACAACAGCAACAACAUGAUGAUGAUGCAUGGACAGAUGAAGAAUAAAAAGGUUUUUGUCUUCCGUCAUGGACACAGUUGAAUUAGGUGCUGCGUCUUUUCGCCAUAAAGAAGGGGUUUCAAUAAUCUUCUCAACCAAUUCUUCAAAUG